CGAGCGGUGACUGUGCACGGCGGAGCGGGGAGCGCCCAGCCGGCAGCGGGGGGAGCCCGCGGCGCCCCGCACAGCCGGCAGGGAGAGGGGGCCGCCGAGCAGUGGGCACAGCACGGCUCGGCACGGCUCGGCACGGCCGCCCUGCCCCAUGCCCCAGCGGCGCUGAGCCUCCCGCAGCCUGAACAUGGCCACCACGGCAACGUGCACCCGCUUCACCGACGAGUACCAGCUCUACGAGGAGCUCGGCAAGGGAGCCUUCUCUGUGGUCCGCAGAUGUGUAAAGAAAAACUCGUCACAGGAAUAUGCUGCAAAAAUCAUCAACACCAAAAAACUGUCAGCCAGAGAUCACCAGAAACUUGAACGUGAAGCUCGAAUCUGCCGACUUCUGAAGCAUCCAAAUAUUGUUCGGCUCCAUGACAGUAUUUCAGAAGAAGGUUUCCAUUACCUCGUCUUUGAUCUGGUUACUGGUGGGGAGCUCUUUGAAGAUAUCGUUGCCAGAGAAUACUACAGUGAAGCAGAUGCCAGCCACUGUAUUCAUCAGAUACUGGAGAGUGUGAAUCACAUUCACCAGCAUGAUAUCGUGCACAGGGACUUGAAGCCUGAGAAUUUGCUACUGGCAAGUAAAUGUAAAGGUGCUGCUGUCAAACUGGCUGACUUCGGACUGGCUAUAGAAGUGCAGGGAGAGCAGCAGGCCUGGUUUGGGUUUGCUGGCACUCCAGGCUACCUCUCCCCUGAAGUCUUAAGAAAAGAUCCGUAUGGAAAACCAGUGGAUAUAUGGGCAUGUGGAGUGAUUCUGUACAUAUUACUAGUGGGGUACCCUCCCUUUUGGGAUGAAGAUCAGCACAAACUCUAUCAGCAGAUCAAAGCCGGAGCCUAUGACUUCCCAUCACCUGAGUGGGACACUGUGACUCCUGAAGCAAAGAAUUUGAUCAACCAGAUGCUGACGAUAAACCCAGCAAAGCGCAUCACAGCUGACCAGGCUCUCAAACAUCCAUGGGUCUGUCAACGAUCCACUGUCGCUUCAAUGAUGCACAGGCAGGAGACUGUGGAAUGCUUGAGGAAGUUCAAUGCUAGAAGGAAGCUGAAGGGCGCAAUCCUCACAACGAUGCUUGUGUCUCGGAAUUUUUCAGCUGCCAAAAGCCUUCUGAACAAGAAAUCAGAUGGAGUGAAGCCACAGAGCAACAACAAAACCAGUAUAGUAAGCACUGCAAAAGAAACACCCCCAGUGCAGACGUCCAUGGAGCCUCAAACAACUGUUGUCCAUAAUGCUACAGAUGGCAUAAAGGGUUCCACAGAGAGCUGUAACACCACUACUGAAGAUGAGGAUCUGAAAGCUCCCCCUCUCUCCACCGGGGACGGCAGCUCAGUGCUUGAAGGACGGAGGCACAGUGAGAGCAAAACACAGACUGAGUCCAUGCAGUCCCAGCUUUCUCUCUGUUUCUCAGCCACUACACAGUCCUGUGAAGAGAAGCUUCUUGCCUGGGACAGCCCAGGGCAGACAUUGGAGUUAGAGCGUGCUCGGUCGGAGCCUUUGCUAACUCCAGUAGUUCCCUUUGUACUUAACAGUGCACCGUUGCGUAAGCAGGAGAUCGUUAAGAUAACAGAGCAGCUGAUAGAAGCCAUCAACAAUGGAGACUUUGAGGCUUAUACAAAAAUCUGUGAUCCUGGUUUGACCUCAUUUGAACCUGAAGCACUGGGGAACCUGGUUGAAGGAAUGGAUUUCCAUAAGUUUUACUUUGAGAACUUACUGUCGAAGAACAGCAAGCCGAUACACACCACCAUCCUGAACCCCCACGUCCAUGUCAUCGGUGAAGAUGCUGCCUGCAUCGCAUACAUCCGCCUGACACAGUACAUCGACGGCCAAGGCCGGCCCCGCACCACGCAGUCUGAAGAGACUCGCGUCUGGCACCGCCGAGAUGGCAAGUGGCUGAACGUCCACUACCACUGCUCUGGAGCCCCUGCAGCACCUCUCCAGGCUAAGAAAAUGGCAGCAGCUGGAACAUCUUUCAGAAAUGAAGUGAGGGGGAAAGCAAAAGUGAAGGAGAGAGAGAGAGGGAGAGCAAAAGAAGGAGGUGGCUUGAGCAGCGGAUGGCUGAACUGUGCUCUGCAAAGCCAUGGUGGAAGUUAACAUCGCGUACAGGCUGUGCUGUGACUUCAGUCAGUGAGCGGUGACGAGGAGACCCCAGAGGAGCCAGUGUGAAGACUGGGGCGCAAGAGUGAGGAGGCGCUUCUCUUCCUAUUGCCCAGCAGACUGACUUCAGCCUGAGUUUCUUCUUAGAUUUCUGCACAGCAAGAACGUUAUGGAAAGCUGGUUGCUCAGCUGCUGGAUCCCAAAACAGACUUAUUUUUUUAAAGAAAAAACAAAAUGGGAUGUUGAUUUAAAACUAAUGGUGUAAGUAAGGAUUUAAAAAAGUGGGUUUAAGUGAAUAUAACUUAAAUAGAAGCUUGCUCUUCAAAGAUACAGGUUUUAGAAACAGCCACUACCUGGCCAAACAUGGAUGUUUGAAGCCAGUUUAUUUAAUUAAAAAAAAAAAAAAAAAGAAAAAGCGCUAAAAACAGCAUUAAGAGCAAAGAUUUUAGAGGAAGAGGGUACAUGUAUGGGAUUUUUUUUUUCUUUCUAGUAGCAUAGUUGGGAUCCACAGUGCUGCAGAACACGUGUUCCGUAGGAAGCAGACAAGAAACUUAGUGUUAUGUUCUUCAUGAAGACUUGCACAUACACUCCUAUAUGAGGCAUAAAUAGCGUGUGUUUUUUAUACUGAAAUAUAUGCACCAUAGAAUUAAAGGGGUUACCUGGCCUCCUGUUUGAUUUGUUUGAUCUCUGAUGAAAAAAGCAGUGGGAGCCAGCAGCCCCAGCCAGGUGCUCGUCCCCACCACUAACCCAUCUGAUGUUUCUAAGUGUCAUGUUUCCUAGUGUUUAUUUGGGUAAUUUUUCUAUUUUUUACAGUGAUGUUGUAACACAGAAAACUAUCAGAUCAGAAUCUCAAACCGUAGCUGUAGGACUCCAGGCCACCUCCUGGUGUUGCCUCUGGGUGUUAGAGGAUACCUCAUGAAGCAGAGGGGAAAGGGAAUUAGCACAUGUGAUCUGAUGUUUGUCCUUUGGGCCAAUUCAUCUUCCUUUCUUUUCUUUGCUGGAAAGGGAGUCCAUUUCCUUUAUUCAUUAGUUGGGGAAUAUGGAAUUGUUUUGUUAACCUUACCAAGAACUGAUCCUAGCCCCAAGCAGAAAACUGCCUUUCUGGUUGACCCUUUCAGUAACAGGGUUUGUCUUGACCAAGGGGAAGGACAGAGUUACUCAUUCCUUAUAGCAUCUGGGAUGGGCUUUUACCUGAAUUUCUGUCUACCCCCUAAUUAAUUUUUUGGAUCUUUCAAGGCAAUUAAUGUGAUUGUGUUGACAGCAUACAAAAUGUGAGGCAACCUUUUUACAGACUACGAAACGUAAGAAAGCUAAUUUGAAAUUUUAAUCCUUAUUUAACAGAAUGCAGAAAGUAAAAGCUGUUGCACAAAGUGUGGCUGUCUGCCGUGGAUAGCUGUCUGCUCCCUUUGUCAGAGAGGUGCUGUCCCACACCAGGAUUAGAUCAGCUAACCCAUGAGGAAGGAAAAGACCAUCUAUAUGCCCCAGGUUUGUCGGAGUAAAUACUCUUUUAUUCCUCCCUCCACCAUCCUAGGGAGGACUUGUGGGGCUUGAACCCAUAGGGGGCAAACACUAAAUGCUAUUACUUCAAAACAUUUUAAAGACAGCACUAAGCCAGAGUGAAGUGGAAAAACUAGAAGCCUUGAUAUUUUAUUCAGUUGUUGUUGUUUUUUAAGCCACAAAGAGAGAGCAAACAGGAGAUUACAAUUAUGCCAUUUAAAAAAGAUAAAUACAAAACAUUAUGCAUGCCUUCUUUAGGUCUGAUCUUCCUUGUCUCUUUACCUGAUGAUGAUUAAUAUGUAAAAAGAAAACCCUCUGUAUUAAGUACCUGCAUCUUUCAGAGAAAAUUUAAAAGGAAAAGAACUGUUAGUUUCUUUGGUUUUGCACAGUCUUGGAGACAAACUCUUUGUUUGUUUUUGUUUUGUUUCCUUUUUAAGUUAAUGAGAACCUUAGCUUUGUAUGGCCAUUAUCAAACACAGCUGUACACCUUUAGCAUUCUUAAUGUUCUCUUAUGGGGCUAAUAUAAGCAUCUAUAUAAUAUAUAUUAUAAAUAUCACAUUUUAAACAGGAAAUGGAAGGCAUUUGAUGCAGAAUUUUUGCAUGAUAUAGAAAUAAAGUUAGCUAGUGUUUGUUUGUUUGGUCUGAAUGUUGGUAGAACCUUCAUAGCUUUGUUACAAUGAAACCUUGAACUGAAGAUAUUUAAUAAAAUAACAUUUAAACAGUG
Molecule: messenger RNA, 4352 nt
Organism: Cygnus atratus (black swan)
Lineage: Eukaryota; Metazoa; Chordata; Aves; Anseriformes; Anatidae
Gene: CAMK2G
Product: calcium/calmodulin dependent protein kinase II gamma
Exons: 22
Coding region: 185-2128 (647 amino acids)
Biological process (GO): protein phosphorylation
Cellular component (GO): neuron projection; cytoplasm
Molecular function (GO): calmodulin binding; ATP binding; calcium/calmodulin-dependent protein kinase activity
Source: RefSeq, a predicted model, not a curated record